AAUCCAUUGUCUAGACGCCCUUGUCGAUUUAGGUUUGGAUUUGUGUCUCAAAAUAACGUUUAUUUUAUUAAUGUGCGUUUACAACUGUCUUUCUUAUCUGAAAUAGACACUUGAUAUUUGAGGAUAUAUGGUUUUUGAAUGCUGAUGUUGCAUAUUUAACUGAAAAUCAGUGGAAAUAUUUUCCUUGUUUUCAACCUCGUCAACCAAAAUGGCGCACAUAAUCUCGAUAAAAAAUGGAUCGGCAAGAAAGUAGCCGAGGAAUGGAAAACAGAUGAGCUGAUGGCAAUCUGGUUGCCAAUCUGGCAGUACCAGGGUAAUUGCCAUUGUGGUGCCUAACCAGAAGUUGCAUUUCAACAUGACCAGUGCUGGGUCCAGUCGCAAACGGAUCAAGCUGGAAGAAGUCCCUGCUUCAGAUGACGAAACAGCCAUAAAGAGGAAACGCAUUUUGAGCGAAAAGCUUUCACAGUUGCUAGAAGUAAAGGAGAGCUACUAUGACAACUUGACAGAAUGUUUCUUUCUUCAAAAUGGGGGUCAGAUGAUGGACUACUAUCCAUGGCGAAAAAAGCCAACACCUCAACUGGUUGCUUUUCUCAAAUCUGGCCGUCUAGAUAGUGACGACGAAGACGAUAACCCUGUUGUUUAUCUCAAAGAGAGCAAAACAACUGAGGAUGUUAAAUCAUCUGACUCUGGUUCCAGUUGUUUACUGUCAACUCCAGAUGGUUCACAGACAAUCAAAACACAGACAACCAUUCCUGUAUCUCAUACACUUAAUAACCCUGCUGCUAUAGUACCUGCAAUGGUACUGACAGGCACAAAGGCCGUUUCAACGUCCCAGAGCAUACAUAGGUCGAUGUCUGACACCAAACUCCUGACAUUGGGAUCAAACAAGACUCCCACAUCAGUGUCUGGAAGUGAGAAAACAACUUCCCCAGGGAGCCAGAAGCAAGUCAGCUAUGAUGGAACUGUGAUCAGAGGCAUUUCUUCGCAGGAGGCCAUAGUUGAAAGAGCCAAACAGGCAACACAAGUGAUGAGUCGCGUAGCUGAGUUGCGAAAGGAAGGUCUGUGGUCAACCAGACGAUUGCCGAAGGUACAAGAACCUCCGCGACCAAAAACACACUGGGACUACCUACUGGAGGAGAUGCAAUGGCUCGCAGCUGACUUUCACCAGGAGCGCAAGUGGAAAAAGACAUGCUCUAAAAAGAUUGCCAAGAUGGUUCAGAAACAUUUCCAAGAUAUUGAACAGCGAGAACUUAAGGCAGAGAAGGAGGAAGGCAUGAGGCUUAAGAGGAUAGCCAGUCAAAUGGCAAAAAUGGUUAAGGAGUUCUGGACCAACAUUGAGAAGGUUGUGCAAUACAAGCAGAAUAGUCGUCUUGAUGAGAAGAGAAAGAAGGCGAUGGACCUGCACCUGAACUUCAUUGUAAACCAGACUGAGCAAUAUUCAACCUGGCUGUCUGAGGGUCUCACCCAGGCCUCAAACUCUGGAUCUCGUAACACCACACCGGACCCCUCUGUAGCUGGAGAUGAUGAGUUCCGUCCUGAUGACAGCGAGUCAGAUGAUGAGGAAACGAUUGAAAAAGAUGAACAAGGAAUUAAUGAGGAAGACACAAUGGAUGAAGUAGCAGCCCUACAAAAGGAGAGUGAGCUUCCCAUUGAAAGCCUGAUUGAAAGUCUUCCAAAGGAAAUCCUUGAAAAUCCAGCAAGCAUUCCCUCGGAUUCAGAGCAUGAAGAGGAGCAAACUACUGUUAAGGACAAGGAUGAAGAGUUUGACGGUAAGGAGGAGAGUGAGAGUGAUGUGGAAGAAACAAUUGAAGAGCAAGAAGAACAAGAGGAAAAAGACUAUGAUGCUGAGCUAGAUGAUCUAAAGAAUGAAGGUGAUUUGGACAUAGAAGCAUUGCGAGCGAAGUAUUCCGCUGCCUACGAUGAUGACUUUGAGAUGCCUCGAGAUAGCGAUGAAGAGUCGACAGACAUUAACGCAUCAGAAGAUGAAUCAGAAGAAGAGGAGGAGGAAACUGAAAUAGAGGAAGAGGAGGAAGCAGACGAGGAGGAAGAUGUGGGUUUAGAGGCGCUUGUUCCUGAAAAACAACCAAAGAAAGAGGGUGAGGAUGUAGUAGGCCAGGAGUUGUCUGACAUUGCUGCUGAAGCUGCCAGUCUCCAGCCCAAAGGAUACACACUUCAAACUACAGAGGUGAAGACACCCAUUCCAUUCCUUAUAAAGCACAGUUUGCGAGAGUACCAGCAUGUAGGUCUAGACUGGCUGGCUACCAUGUAUGAGAAAAGGCUUAACGGUAUCCUCGCAGAUGAAAUGGGUCUUGGCAAAACAAUUCAGACCAUUGCCUUGCUGGCUCAUCUUGCUUGUGAGAAAGGCAUAUGGGGUCCCCAUUUGAUAGUUGUUCCUACCAGUGUGAUGCUGAACUGGGAAAUGGAGUGUAAAAAAUGGUGCCCUGCAUUCAAAAUACUUACAUACUACGGGAGCCAAAAGGAACGGAAACAGAAAAGAACGGGUUGGACAAAAACAAAUGCAUUCCACAUCUGUAUUACUUCCUACAAGCUUGUGAUUCAGGACCACAACGCAUUCAGAAGAAAGAAGUGGAAGUACUUGAUUCUUGAUGAGGCUCAAAACAUCAAGAAUUUCAAGUCCCAGCGAUGGCAAUGUCUACUCAAUUUCAACAGCAUGCGACGACUACUGCUGACAGGCACACCUCUCCAGAACAGCCUGAUGGAGCUGUGGUCCCUCAUGCACUUUCUUAUGCCCCAUGUGUUUCAAUCUCAUAAAGACUUUAAGGAGUGGUUUGCCAACCCACUCACUGGCAUGAUCGAAGGGAGCCAUGAAUAUAAUGAGAAUCUCAUCAGGCGUCUUCACAAGGUUUUGCGUCCUUUCCUGCUGCGCAGAUUGAAGGAUGAUGUGGAGAAGCAAAUGCCGAAGAAGUAUGAGCAUGUGGUCAUGUGCCACCUCUCCAAGAGACAGAGAUUCCUGUACGACGAGUUCAUGGCUCAGGGAAAGACAAAAGAAACCCUGGCCUCUGGUCACUUCAUGAGUGUGAUCAACAUUCUCAUGCAGUUAAGGAAAGUGUGCAAUCAUCCGAGCCUAUUUGACCCGCGACCGAUUAUCUCCCCCUUACAGAUGGAGGGAUUAGUGUAUAACACUGCCUCCCUUGUUCUCCAUGUGAUCAAAUAUAACCCCCUAAAGGACCUUGACCUGCACAGAUAUCCAGGCCUUGCUGAAAUGGAGCGGGACCUACCAGCGUUUAUUGCACACAGGGUGCGGAAGCUGCAAACUAACAGGCGCCUUAUUGAGGAGAUUGAGGUUCAGCCUAGUCCACCUCCAAGGCCCCUGCCUGGCAAACUGAAGGUCAACGCAAUAAGAUCUGUGUCCCCAGCUGUUCAGGCUGGUCAAUCAUCUCCCGCACUCGGCAGUAGGUCAGCGUCACCGGCUCCCUUGGUCAAACCUGCCACAACAGCGUCAGCUCAGGCCCCUUUACAGCCUGCUGCUAACACUCAGAACUCGGCAUCGAGUGCGGUACCCAGCUCCCAGCCGAUCACAGUACAGAUUCAGCAUACAGAUCAGGGGACCAGGCUUGUGCUUCCCUCAAGUCAGAUCUCACAGCUUCCUGGUUUCAUUCAGCUUGUUCAAACAUCUGCUGGAUCAAGUGUUCCAACAUCUAUUAACAUUUCAACUACAGCCUUGGUGAAUGGUUCCCCAGUUGUGACUAUGGCCAGCUCAGGUGGGAAGCCAAUGGUUUCCAGCGUGAUGUCCCAAGUGAAGAUGUCAUCAGGGAUUCAGGGUGGUGCCCAGAACCCUGUACAGUUGCCAAUGGGAACUGGAAACCAGGGGCAAAAGCCUGUCAUGAGGGUCUCGCCCCUUACCGGACAGCACAUGGGCAGUGAUGGAAUGGUGUUCACAACAGCAUCGACUACCUCGAGUACCUCCUAUGUGAUAUCGGGAGCGGGAAAGCCCCUGUCCUCUGUCACCCCGUCCUUACAAAUGAUCAAACACCUCGAGGCGAAGAAGAAAAGGUGCAGUCAACAGGAUUUCUUCAUGGAGCCCUUGUUCGACAAAAAGCAGAAAGCUAAGCAAGAGAAGCUCAAGUACAUUUCUCGAACAAACAAAAAUCAUUGUGAAAAGAAACCAGUGUACGGGCAAGAUCUGUGUGAUGCUGUGAACAUUUUCAAAGACCCAUACUCUAGUAAAUCAUAUAGAAAUCGUGACUUGACAAAGUGGCAAGGUCCAGGACAUAUACAUUGUUACUGUGCUAAAAAUUGUGAUCAACCUAAACACCCCAAGUAUUUAUGGAACCAAACCUCAGUGCUUUCAGACUUCAUUCACACUCCGGAACAAUACCUAGAAGAACUUCAAGAUGUAUUAGAAAGGUUUGUGUUUGCCACUCCGCCAUUGCAAUGCCCACCUAUCACGAUGCACACUUCCCAUCCCCCUCCCUCCUACCUGUCCAGGGAGGCUGCCCGGGAUGCACUGAUACGUUCAGAACUAUCGCCAAGGACAGUCAACUACCACAAGAUAAGCACAAAAAUGACAGUCCAGUUUCCAGAACUCCGGCUUAUUCAGUAUGAUUGUGGAAAGUUGCAAACACUGGAUAUCCUGUUGCACAGGUUGAAGUCUGGGGAUCAUAGAGUCCUAAUCUUCACCCAGAUGACCAGAAUGUUGGACAUUCUAGAGGCCUUCCUUAAUUACCACGGACACCGCUACCUCAGGCUGGAUGGAACCACCAAGAUUGAGGCCAGACAGCACCUGAUGGACAGGUUCAAUGCUGAUUCUCGAAUCUUUGUGUUCAUCCUGUCAACUCGCUCAGGUGGUGUCGGAGUGAAUCUGACAGGAGCUGACACUGUGAUAUUCUACGACAGUGAUUGGAACCCAACCAUGGACGCUCAGGCUCAGGACAGGUGUCAUCGUAUUGGCCAGACCAGGGAUGUCCAUAUAUACAGGUUGGUGAGCGAGCGGACAGUGGAAGAGAACAUCCUGAAGAAGGCCAAUCAGAAACGCAUGUUAGGAGAUAUGGCCAUUGAGGGUGGAAACUUCACCACUGCAUUCUUUAAACAGAACACAAUAUCAGAGUUGUUCACAGAGCCAUCUGGGCUGGACUCUUUGGUGAAGGAGAAAGAAGAAGAAGAAAAGGAGAAACAAGACAGAACAAGUCGAGCACAGCGCAGACAAGAACAGAAAAAGUCUGAUCCAACCGAGCAGGUUGCUUUACAGCAGUUUGAGAAGGCCUUGGCCAAUACGGAGGACGAGACAGAUCGUGUUGCAAUAGACCAUGUUAAAGAUGAGCAGAAGGAAGAGUUGGCAGAGUUUGAUGAGAACAUUCCGUGGGAGGAGGGCGAUAGAAAAGGAGAGGACGAAUCGCAUGUGGAAGUAGAGCUGGCCAUGUUAGAUAAAGAGUUGACACCCAUUGAGCGGUAUGCUGUGCAAUACACUGAGCAGAUGAUGGAACCAGUCAAUGAAGAGGAAUUGAAAAUAGCAGAGGAGGACAUUGAGACUGUCAAGAAGGAUUGGGAACUGAACCGACUGAAGGCUCUGAAGGAGGAAGAGGAGAGAAGAGCUGAAAUGGAGGAGGACGAGAUGUUGUACACCUACAGCCGGGAUGACGCCUAUCAACAGGUGUUCUUGUCGGAUCUCGACCAUGAACAAAUGCCUAUGUGGUCGCCGCCUACUCCUCCCCAUGACGACAAUGAUGUGUACAUGGAUCAGACACUUUACUUCUUGUACGAGCCGACAGUGAUGCCUGAGUCCCAGUUGCCGCCUGUCUACAUCAGGAAGGAGAGGAAGAAAAUCAAAGUGGAGGCCAUCACUACCCGCAAGCAGAAACAGAAGCGUGAGGAGCAGCCCAGAGUGCCGCGCUCACUAUUUGAUCGAGCUAAUGCCCAGCUGCAGCGUCUCAGGCGUGACGCAAAACUGCAGAAAAUGAAGAUGGGUAAUCUGAAGCAGUACCGGCCGGCUAUCCCUACCCUGCCACCCCGACAGCCUGUCAUGGAGCAGACUGCUGACCAUCCGGAGUGGCUCAUUCACGAGGACUGGGCUCUACUACAGGCUGUGCAGAGCUACUUUGAUGUACCCCUGAACCUGAUGAUAGUAAACCCAGCACACACUCCUAACUGGGACCUUGUAGCUGAUGUUGUGAAUAGCUGCAGCCGUGUGUAUCGUUCCCCGAAACAGUGCCGACUUCGUUACGAGUCUGUGAUUAUUCCCAGGGAAGAGGGCAGAAUCAUGUACGAUAUGACGCCACGGAAACAGAAGAAGCAGAAGGGCAUCUAUAAAGUGUCAAAGGGUAACAGAGCAAUGAAGACGGGUCAAAUAUACAGCCAGGACAACAACAACGGCCUGACAAUCCUGUACUCCCUGAGGUUUGACUCCACCAAAAGUAUAGCUACCAAGAGACCUCCCACCAUGCGCCAAACACUUGUAAACCCCACCAUGAAGAACCCCAAACAUGCAAGUGUACUACAGGAGAACAAUAUACAGUAUGAGCAGCCUCUGAACCCGAUGCAGGUGGCAGAGAUUCGAGCCCAGAGAAUACAGAGGGAAAAGAAAGAAAACCAGACUAAGCAAGCUGCAGCGGCAGCAGCAGCAGCAAGUGACCAGACUACAGCAGUGGCAGGUACCCAGCGUGUGGUCCAGCAGGGUGUGUUGACCGUAUCCCAGGGUCAAGCCACACCCACCAUUGUUGCCAUGUCGACAGCAGUCACUGCUGCCCAGCUGGCUACCAUCUGCACAUCUGCUGGAAAUGCUGCCACUGUACUGACUGUGACCGGCACCCCUCUAGCCCAGGCCACAUUGCGAGGGCGCGUACAGGAGAUCCCAGGCACAAAUGUUGUGGGCCAGGUCGGGGCGGGCGUAUCCCAGGUACGGGCCCAUCUCCCGACAUCUGUCACUGCUGUUACUACCUCCCUCACACAGAUACAACUUGCACAGAGGAUCACUGCAGCCACAACACUGGCCUCUGGUGCUACAGUUCAGCAACAGCUGCAGGCCACUGGUAAAACCCUGACCCCAGCCCAGUUCCAGGUACUGCAGCAACAGCAGCACCAUCAGACCUUGCUACGACAACAGAAACAACAGAACCCUGCUUUGCUACAGCAACAACAGUUGCGGACCAUGCAGAAACAGCCUACUGUGAUUGAUCCACGCCAGCAACAACAACAGUUCAGACCGAACAAGGGCAUGUUGAUACAGGGACAAAAGACAGUCAUCGCUCAACAACUUGUCACAAGCAGUAUUGCACAGCUUCUCCCCUUCCAGGGUCACCAGUUGAAGGCAGCGGUAGCCGGGGGUGUUCCGAUGACGCGGCCUGUGAGUCUGGAGGAUCUCAACCGCCUUAAACAACAGCAGCAACUUAACCAGCAAAAACUGGCUGCUGGCACAUCUAUUGCCCAGCUACACCACAAUACUGGACAGCUCCAGAGCACGCAGAUCAUUGCUGGUACCCAGCUGCAGCAGGUCAGCCAAGGCCAUGCCAAGUUGACGGGGCCUCAAACUGGGGCCACCCUAGUGAAAACUGUCACCGCACCCGCUGGCAGUGUUACAAUUCCUGUCAGUAACGUCAGCAUCAAUGUCAGCAUGCCACCUAAGGCUGGAGUCUCGAGGCAAAUAAAUCCCCAGACAGCUUUGUUACAACAACAACGGAAACAGAUCGCAGGCCAAAAAGGCCCUGCCCAGAGAGGACCAAUGUUGAAUGCAGUACAGAUCAUACAACAGCAAGGCCGCAGCUUAACUGUACAACAACUACAACAGCUUGUUAAACAGCAAUCCCAGGGCGCAACCAUCCAGCAGAUCAUACACACCUCCCAACCCACCAUUAUUGCCACAGUGACACAGAGCCAGGCCACGCCUCAGAUGGUCACUAAGGUGAUAGCUACUACAGCAACAAUUCAACCCACACAGUUUCAGCAGACUAUGCCUGCCUCAUGUUUUGCUGUGGCUGUCAGCGGUUCACCAACAGUGACAAGUGUGCCAGUAUCAUCCUCACAACUCGCCUCACUAACACAAGGACAGACCUCUCUCACUGCUGUUGUUAAGCCUGGCUCAGGCUCAGGAGGUGCAGAUGCUGUAACUACUGUUCAGAUUCACCCCAUCUCAUCUUUGUCACAAAGUAAACUUACUGGUAUGGCUCAGAAUGUUGUGGUGACUCCCAUACAGCAUGUGACAGCCACACACACUGGCACAGUGCAGGCUCAUGUACCGGCAGCAUCACAGGUGGUGGUGUCUGCCUCUCCAAUGGCCAGUCAGACACUCCAGGUGACUGUGCCAGCGACCUCUCUAGUGCAAACACAGCAUGGAGUGCCCCAUGUGACAGUCCAGGGACAUAGGGCUGUCUCAGCCACAAAUAACCCUGUGACCGUCACCCUCACCCCCACAGCUCCUGGCGGUUCCAGCCAGGUACAAGGUAGUCCUGUCACAUACACAGCCACCGCCUUGUCUCAUGGCGGAGGAACACCCACCCAGACCCCUGCAGAGGUGACCAUCUUACAGAGACAGCCUAGUGGUCAGCAGACUGUUCAGAUUCAGCACACACCGUCCCAGACUGGGGCUCAGACUAUACACAUUCAGUCCCAACAGUCAGCCGGCCAGGCUGCUUCCCCUCAAACAUCCCAGGCCAAGGCCACUUACAGUAUGAGAACUAGAAACCAGUCCAAACCACAGUGACUUAGUGAUGUGGAAUAGUUUUAACGUGUGUGGAUAUUCUUGUACUCGCAGUAUGUCUCCAGUCUUGUAUACUGAAUCUACAGUCUUGUCAUGUUGCAGGAAUUAGGAGCUAGGAUAUAGAUGAAGCUUCCAGAGCAAUUGAAUAUCCAUAGAAUGAUUACAGACUAAGAGAAUGAUUCCUUUAUCUGUGGUAGUGAAUAAUGAACUGUUGAGGUACUUAACUAAAAUUAAUAGUAGUCUUACUAAUACAUGUAAUUAUUAAUUUAUAGUGUUGUUUUACCAUCUGUUGAUUAAGAUUGUUAAAAAUGGAAUAAUUAUAUGUUGUUCCAUGGAAGUGUAAACACUGUUAGUUCUCAGUUUGUAUCAAUUGUGCAAUGAUUCAACAAAAUCAACAAUGUCCAGCCCAAGAAAAGCUGUCAUUAAUUAUAAAAAAUAUAAAAAAAUUUUUUAACUAUAUUAAAGAUAAAAUCUAUAUUAAUGAUAAAAUUAUGUCUGAAAUUCUGAACAAAGUUGUUUUGAUUGUUAAUUCCUGUUUUAAUUUAUUAAAAUACCAAUUUAUUUUAAUCAUUUGAUUGGAAUAUUACCAUGCUCCAAAAAAAUGUUCAUGGUAUGAUCAUAAAAACUGUAUUAUUUAAGUGUGUUCAUUGUUUGAUCGAAUAUUUGUACAUGUUUGUAUGUAUUUUCUUGUACAUUGUAUUUAUAAAUUCUUAUCUGUACAUGCAUUUUGCAUAAUAAAGCUGAAAAAUA
Molecule: messenger RNA, 9400 nt
Organism: Mya arenaria
Lineage: Eukaryota; Metazoa; Mollusca; Bivalvia; Myida; Myidae
Product: helicase SRCAP-like
Exons: 50
Coding region: 356-8653 (2765 amino acids)
Cellular component (GO): Swr1 complex
Molecular function (GO): histone binding; ATP binding; ATP-dependent chromatin remodeler activity
Source: RefSeq, a predicted model, not a curated record